AUGGAAAGCACGGCCCUAACACCGAAAUCGACGCUUCGCCAGUCGCCGGCCAAACCCACCCCUUCGGCACUGGACCUUGUCGCGAUGUCGCACGCCCAAUUUGCCGACGACGAUUUCUUACCUCCCGAAUUACGAGGCUUGUCAUCGGCUCUAUCCGACGAAGAUGACGGGUCUUCAACCGACGAAGAUGAACCGGAAGUAGUUCCAGAUGUCGAAGGUAGCGAAGCCGAGUCGAGCGAUUGGGAGGACCAGAGCUUGUACGAGGAUAUGAUUGGUGCAGAAAUGAAGGACGGGUCGGAUGACGGAUCAGGCGCCGAAUUUUGCACACCAGAGGAAUGUCAAUACUACAAGGACUUACUACGGAGAGUCGGAAGCAGGGCUUUCGUCGACCAGACGGUAUCGAAUGGAUCCAUCACCGCCAAGAAGCUCCUAACGGCCUUCGGGCUACGACCGCCGGCAUUCUUGGAAGGGAGCUUAGAUUCUGCUUACUUUACUCUGCUGGGGCUUAUGAUGCAACGGGAGAUGGCGAAGAGGCUGAAGCUGUCCCAUGUCAAUUCGGUCGAUGACGUUGUGGAGUUAAUUCAGAGCUCGAGCAACAUCAUGGUUUUGACCGGUGCUGGAAUUUCUACGAGCUUGGGUAUUCCGGAUUUCAGAAGCAAAGGCAGCGGUCUCUACUCUCGUCUUGAAGGUCUUGGGUUGAGCGAUCCUCAAGAGGUCUUCGAUAUCCAGAUCUUCAAAGAGGAUCCUUCUAUCUUCUACUCUAUAGCCAAGGAUAUCCUUCCGACCACCAGCAAGUUCUCACCCACCCAUGCUUUCAUCGAGCUCCUCCAGCGAAAAGGCAAGCUUCUACGUAACUACACCCAAAACAUCGACAAUAUCGAACAAUUGGCUGGCGUUUCACCCGACAAGUUGGUUCAGUGCCAUGGAUCGUUUGCGACGGCCUCUUGCGUUAAGUGCAAGUUUCAGGUUUCCGGAGAAGAGAUAUAUGACGACUUGCGAGCCGGGAAGAUAGCGAAGUGUCCAAAGUGUGUCGAAGCCGAGGUGGCAAAGCAACAGGUUGGAAAGAAGAGAAAGAGGGGUACUGCGGCACCGAAAAGCAGGAAGAACAAGUACAAUGACGACAGCAGCGACGAGGAGGAUUGGGCCUUGGAAGCUGAUAUUGGAGUGAUGAAGCCUGAUAUCAUCUUUUUUGGAGAACAACUCCCAGACCGCUUCCACCGAAUCGUUGACCACGAUAGAGCCAAGGUUGACCUUCUGAUUUGCAUUGGAACGAGUUUGAAAGUUGCACCCGUGUCCGAGGUCCCUGCGUUCUUACCUGCGAACGUGCCGCAGAUAUACAUCUCUCGAGAGCCUGUCCACCAUAUAGAAUUUGAUGUGGAACUGAUUGGCGACCAAUGCGAUGAUAUCGUUACGGAACUGGCACAUCGCGUCGGCUGGGGCGAUGAGUUCAAGCAUGAAAUGAUACCCAGCAACUUCGAAGUGGAGCAUUCACCGAACCCUGAGAAGACCUCGCAGCACCACUUCAGCAAGGUCACAAAACCAUUAGCUCCGGCGUUGCCGAGCAGCUCUACAUUUUCAUUCACGAUGGCCAUGUGA
Molecule: messenger RNA, 1596 nt
Organism: Orbilia oligospora ATCC 24927
Lineage: Eukaryota; Fungi; Ascomycota; Orbiliomycetes; Orbiliales; Orbiliaceae
Exons: 6
Coding region: 1-1596 (531 amino acids)
Molecular function (GO): NAD+ binding
Source: RefSeq, a predicted model, not a curated record